UCAAUUGAAGAAGCAGGACCCGAAAUUACAGACAUUAGCAAUGAUGUGUGAAGUGAUGCCCACAAUUAAUGAGGACACCCCAAUGAGCCAAAGGGGGUCCCAAAGCAGUGGCUCGGACUCUGACUCCCAUUUUGAGCAGCUGAUGGUGAAUAUGCUAGAUGAAAGGGAUCGUCUUCUAGACACCCUUCGGGAAACCCAAGAAAGCCUCUCACUUGCCCAGCAAAGACUGCAGGAUGUCAUCUAUGACAGAGAUUCGCUCCAGAGACAGCUCAAUUCAGCCCUGCCACAGGAUAUCGAAUCCCUAACAGGAGGGCUGACUGGUUCUAAGGGGGCUGAUCCACCGGAAUUUGCUGCACUGACAAAAGAAUUAAAUGCCUGCAGAGAACAACUUCUAGAAAAGGAAGAAGAAAUUUCUGAACUUAAAGCUGAAAGAAACAAUACAAGACUGUUACUGGAGCAUUUGGAGUGCCUUGUGUCACGACAUGAAAGGUCACUAAGAAUGACGGUGGUGAAGCGACAAGCCCAGUCCCCCUCGGGAGUGUCCAGCGAAGUUGAGGUUCUCAAGGCGCUGAAAUCUUUAUUUGAGCACCACAAGGCCUUGGAUGAAAAGGUAAGGGAGCGACUGAGGGUUUCUUUAGAAAGAGUCUCUGCACUGGAAGAAGAACUAGCUGCUGCUAAUCAGGAGAUUGUUGCCUUGCGUGAACAAAAUGUUCAUAUACAAAGAAAAAUGGCAUCAAGUGAGGGAUCCACAGAGUCAGAACAUCUUGAAGGGAUGGAACCUGGCCAGAAAGUCCAUGAAAAGCGUUUGUCCAAUGGUUCUAUAGAUUCAACUGAUGAAACAAGUCAAAUAGUUGAACUACAAGAAUUGCUUGAAAAACAAAACUACGAAAUGGCCCAAAUGAAAGAACGUUUAGCAGCCCUUUCUUCCCGAGUGGGAGAGGUGGAACAGGAAGCAGAGACAGCAAGAAAGGAUCUCAUUAAAACGGAAGAAAUGAACACUAAGUAUCAAAGGGACAUCAGGGAGGCCAUGGCACAGAAGGAAGAUAUGGAAGAAAGAAUCACGACCCUUGAGAAGCGUUACCUCAGUGCUCAGAGAGAAUCUACCUCCAUACAUGACAUGAAUGACAAACUAGAAAAUGAGUUAGCAAAUAAAGAGGCCAUCCUACGGCAGAUGGAAGAGAAGAACAGACAGUUACAAGAGCGUCUUGAGCUAGCUGAGCAAAAGUUGCAGCAAACUAUGAGAAAAGCUGAGACCUUACCUGAAGUAGAGGCUGAACUGGCUCAGAGAAUUGCAGCCCUGACAAAGGCUGAAGAAAGACAUGGAAACAUUGAAGAACGUAUGAGGCAUCUAGAAGGUCAACUUGAAGAGAAAAAUCAAGAACUUCAAAGAGCUAGGCAAAGAGAGAAAAUGAAUGAGGAACAUAACAAAAGAUUAUCCGAUACUGUGGAUAGACUUCUGACUGAAUCCAAUGAACGCUUACAGCUACACUUAAAGGAACGAAUGGCUGCUCUAGAAGAGAAGAAUGUCUUAAUUCAAGAAUCAGAAACUUUCAGAAAGAAUCUGGAAGAAUCUUUACAUGAUAAGGAAAGAUUAGCAGAAGAAAUUGAAAAGCUGAGAUCUGAACUUGACCAGUUGAAAAUGAGAACUGGCUCUUUAAUUGAACCCACAAUAUCAAGAACUCAUCUAGACACCUCAGCUGAGCUGCGGUAUUCUGUUGGAUCCCUAGUGGACAGCCAGUCUGAUUACAGAACAACUAAAGUAAUAAGAAGACCAAGGAGAGGCCGCAUGGGUGUGAGGAGAGAUGAGCCAAAGGUGAAAUCUCUUGGGGACCAUGAAUGGAAUAGAACUCAACAAAUUGGAGUGCUAAGCAGCCACCCUUUUGAAAGUGACACAGAAAUGUCUGACAUUGAUGAUGAUGAUAGAGAAACGAUUUUUAGCUCAAUGGAUCUUCUCUCUCCAAGUGGUCAUUCUGAUGCCCAGACCCUAGCCAUGAUGCUUCAGGAACAAUUGGAUGCUAUCAACAAAGAAAUCAGACUAAUUCAGGAAGAAAAAGAAUCUACAGAGUUACGUGCUGAAGAAAUUGAGAAUAGAGUGGCUAGUGUGAGUCUGGAAGGCCUGAAUUUAGCAAGGGUCCACCCAGGUACCUCCAUCACUGCCUCGGUUACAGCUUCUUCGCUGGCCAGUUCAUCUCCCCCCAGUGGACACUCAACACCAAAGCUCACCCCUCGAAGUCCUGCCAGGGAAAUGGAUCGGAUGGGAGUCAUGACAUUGCCAAGUGAUCUAAGGAAACAUCGGAGAAAGAUUGCAGUGGUAGAAGAAGAUGGUCGGGAGGAUAAAGCAACAAUUAAAUGUGAAACUUCUCCUCCCCCUACCCCUAGAGCCAUCAGGAUGACUCACACCCUCCCUUCUUCCUACCACAAUGAUGCCCGAAGUAGUCUAACUGCCUCCCUCGAGCCUGAAAGCCUUGGGCUUGGCAGUGCCAACAGCAGCCAAGACUCUCUUCACAAAGCUCCCAAGAAGAAAGGAAUCAAGUCUUCAAUAGGUCGUUUGUUCGGUAAAAAAGAAAAAGCUCGACUUGGGCAGCUCCGAGGCUUUAUGGAGACUGAAGCUGCAGCUCAGGAGUCCCUGGGGUUAGGCAAACUUGGAACUCAAGCUGAGAAGGAUAGAAGACUGAAGAAAAAGCAUGAACUUCUAGAAGAAGCUCGGAGAAAGGGAUUACCUUUUGCCCAGUGGGAUGGGCCCACUGUAGUCGCGUGGUUAGAGCUCUGGUUGGGAAUGCCUGCUUGGUACGUGGCAGCCUGCCGAGCCAAUGUGAAGAGCGGUGCCAUUAUGUCUGCUUUAUCAGACACUGAGAUCCAGAGAGAAAUUGGAAUCAGCAAUCCUCUGCAUCGCUUAAAGCUCCGACUAGCAAUCCAGGAGAUGGUUUCCCUAACCAGUCCUUCAGCUCCUCCAACAUCCAGAACUCCUUCAGGCAACGUUUGGGUGACCCAUGAAGAAAUGGAAAAUCUUGCAGCUCCAGCAAAAACGAAAGAAUCUGAGGAAGGAAGCUGGGCCCAGACCCUGGCAUAUGGAGAUAUGAACCACGAGUGGAUUGGAAACGAAUGGCUUCCCAGCCUGGGGUUACCUCAAUACAGAAGUUAUUUUAUGGAAUGCUUGGUUGAUGCAAGAAUGUUAGAUCACCUAACAAAAAAGGAUCUCCGUGUCCAUUUAAAAAUGGUGGAUAGUUUCCAUCGAACAAGUUUACAAUAUGGAAUUAUGUGCUUAAAAAGGUUGAAUUAUGACCGAAAAGAACUAGAAAGAAGACGGGAAGCAAGCCAACAUGAAAUAAAAGAUGUGUUGGUGUGGAGCAAUGAUCGAGUUAUUCGCUGGAUACAAGCAAUUGGACUUCGAGAAUAUGCAAAUAAUAUUCUUGAAAGUGGUGUGCAUGGCUCACUUAUAGCCCUGGAUGAGAACUUUGACUACAGCAGCUUAGCUUUAUUACUACAGAUUCCAACACAGAAUACCCAGGCAAGGCAGAUUCUCGAAAGGGAAUACAAUAACCUCCUGGCUCUGGGAACUGAACGGCGACUGGAUGAAAGUGAUGACAAGAAUUUCAGGCGUGGGUCGACCUGGAGAAGGCAGUUUCCUCCCCGUGAAGUACACGGAAUCAGCAUGAUGCCUGGGUCCUCAGAAACAUUACCGGCUGGAUUUAGGUUAACCACAACAUCGGGGCAGUCAAGGAAAAUGACAACGGAUGUUCCUUCAUCAAGACUGCAGAGGUUAGACAACUCCACUGUUCGCACAUACUCAUGUUGA
Messenger RNA from Eubalaena glacialis (North Atlantic right whale), 3796 nucleotides. It is a transcript of the gene PPFIA2, whose product is annotated as PTPRF interacting protein alpha 2. The coding region runs from base 41 to 3796 and encodes 1251 amino acids. The record is from RefSeq and is a predicted model, not a curated record. Gene Ontology annotation, molecular function: protein binding. Gene Ontology annotation, cellular component: presynaptic active zone. Gene Ontology annotation, biological process: synapse organization. The transcript is spliced from 31 exons. NCBI's taxonomy places the organism in Eukaryota, Metazoa, Chordata, Mammalia, Artiodactyla, Balaenidae.